AUGGCCGCAAAAAUACAUGGUGAUGCAAUGUCUAUUCAUAUACCUCGUCUGUGCCUCGUUUGUGGUUUAAAUGUAAAGUGCUCUAAAAAGCCAGUGAUUUUUUAGUAUGUCGGUAUUUCAGGUCACGAGCUACAAAAGUUCGUAAGGUGCAAUGUCUAUUCAUAUAGCUCGUCUGCGUCAUAGCACAGAACAAACGAGAUACAUCAAUAUACUUUGUUUCUUGUUUCGUGUCUCCCUUUAAUUUACACUAAAUUUUGGAAAAUAAAAUUACAGGCACUUUAGUAAAUCAAUUAUCUUAUUUAAUAAACGAAAUGAAUUAUAGAAAGAUUAUUUAUUUGUUAUUUUAAGUUAAAUAAUGAUGCAUUUUUGUGCGAAAUGCGCGCGCAAAACCUAAGUAAACAUUGUAGCGCCAUAUUGUAUUGGGAUGCAAGUUUCAGGCGGGAAACAGCAAGAAGAAACGUCGUUCAGAAUUUGUCAGUCAAAUGGGGACUCCCUGUCGUAUAAUAUAAUCCCGCGUUACAAAUGGUCAGAUUCGAAAGCUGCGUUCGCAACACCGUUCAUCGUAGGAACUUCUGGUUUCUUCUCGCCAACCACUUGCCAUUUGACCUGCGACCGGAAGAACUUACAAGAACGCGACGACUGCUGGCAUGGUCAUGCAAGCGCCGACAAUGAAGAACGUCCCCGGAAACGUUUUCAUGGUUGCGGCGUAAAUGGAACUGUACAUGGGCCCAUAAAUGAGUGGCAUUAG
Molecule: messenger RNA, 748 nt
Organism: Heterotrigona itama
Lineage: Eukaryota; Metazoa; Arthropoda; Insecta; Hymenoptera; Apidae
Source: the annotation of a GenBank genome assembly